This is a messenger RNA of Macrobrachium nipponense, 1381 nucleotides long. RefSeq lists its product as uncharacterized. The coding region runs from base 113 to 1201 and encodes 362 amino acids. NCBI's taxonomy places the organism in Eukaryota, Metazoa, Arthropoda, Malacostraca, Decapoda, Palaemonidae. The transcript is spliced from 6 exons. The record is from RefSeq and is a predicted model, not a curated record.
UGGUAGGUCAUACAAACGCAACAGCACGAGGAAGUUCUGACACAAAUAAAUAGGAAAGAGAAGCGAUAAGAAUACGAAGCCGUCGAGGUUUCGCGUCAUCCAUUGAGAUCCGAUGUUCAGUCCCUUUAAACACUGCAGGACAAAACAGAGAUGGGAGUUGUGGAGCGUCCUAGUUCUGUGCAUUGUCUUAGGCUCGUUGUACGCACUGUUCACCCGAAUUAGUGAAGGCGACAAUCUUUCGGAGCAGUUUCUGGAGAGGCGCCAAGACGAUGAUUCUUCUUUUCAGCGCCGGAUGGAGGGUCCUCUCUCUCCCAACGACCCUCAACUCCUUCAGUACACCAGAGAAAGAUUCCUGAUGCCACCAAGUACUGAGCCCUACAUGCUGGAGAUCGAGAAUGGCACGUCGAUCGUUUACAGUCUGUACCGUACUGCUGUAAUUAGCUGGAUCUAUUUAAACAAUCUUAUUACGACCCUAUUCCGUGAGGAGCCUCCCGGAUUCUUUGUCGAGGCAGGAGCCCUCGAUGGCGAGUACAUUUCCAACACCCUGGAUCUGGAGAGACUGUAUGGCUGGACUGGUCUCCUGGUCGAGGUCGAUCAGGAGUUGUUCACCAGACUCUUGAAAAAGAACAGGAAGGCUUGGGCCUCGAAUACCUGCCUGGCAACUUCGCCCUAUCCUCACGAAACAACUCUAGUCAAAUUUGCAAAUCAAGCUCACAGCCGACACGAAUUUUCCCUUUACGCAAGAGUCUACAAUGCCCUCAUAGUGUCCAAAGACUUGCCUGAGAGGACCUCACACGGAAUCCCGGUUUAUCAAGAGUCACAGUGCCUGCCUUUGGAGACUCUCCUUCUGGCUAUCAAUGUCACCCACGUCCACUUAGUGGUUCUUGAUGUUGAAGGCGUGGAAGCAGAUGUCUUGGAUUCGUUUUUUGGCUCAAAAUCAAGAAGUGCCAUGGUUGAUGUAUGGAUUGUGGAACACAAGCACCCAGAGACCGAGUCAGGAGGUGGUGAUCGAGUACACCUAGAAUUUAUAUACUGGUUCAAUUCCAUGGGCUACACCCUCUACACUGUCAGCAAGCACAUCCCUACAGACUACACGUUCAUCCGAAACGGAUCCGAUAUUUACGAGAGGGCUUUCGCCUCCAGACCUCCAGAGUUCGACUGGACGUUUGAAGAGUUUCACCACGAGGAAAACAGGCGAUAAAACGUUAUUCUUCGAACUGCAGAGGAUUUCGCUUUUCGUCAUGUAGUUUUAUAUAUAUAUUCUAAGAGCCAGUAAGGAGGGAACAGACCGCCCAAAGCAACUCCAAACGUUCGCUGGACUUUCGAGAAUCCUGACCAAGAAAAAAUUAAAGAUAACAAAUAAAAUAUUCCAUUUCCUUAA